This is a messenger RNA of Rotaria sordida, 2178 nucleotides long. Lineage: Eukaryota; Metazoa; Rotifera; Eurotatoria; Philodinida; Philodinidae. The record is from the annotation of a GenBank genome assembly.
AUGGAUGCAUUAACAUCUAUUCUCCCAUUCAAACAAUAUUUACCACACAAAUUAUCUUAUGAUAAACAAGAAACAUUUUUAAAAUUAUUUAUCUUAACUUUUGCUGGUAUAUUAGCUUUUGCUACACGUUUAUUUUCUGUUUUACGUUAUGAAUCAGUUAUUCAUGAAUUUGAUCCAUAUUUUAAUUAUCGUACAACAAAAUUUUUAACUGAUGAAGGCUUUUAUUCAUUUCAUAAUUGGUUUGAUGAUCGAGCAUGGUAUCCAUUAGGACGUAUUAUUGGUGGUACAAUUUAUCCUGGGUUAAUGGUUACAUCAGCUGCUAUUUAUCAUACAUUACGUUGGUUCCAUAUUACAAUUGAUAUUCGUAAUGUAUGUGUUUUUUUAGCACCAUUAUUUUCAAGUUUUACUGUUAUUGUAACAUAUUUAUUGACAAAAGAGCUUAAGAAUGCAAGUGCUGGUCUUGUUGCUGCAUGUCUUAUAUCAAUUGUACCCGGUUAUAUAUCACGUUCAGUUGCAGGUUCAUAUGAUAAUGAAGGCAUUGCAAUAUUUUGUAUGUUAUUAACAUAUUAUUUAUGGAUUAAAGCAAUUAAAACUGGCUCAAUUAUGUGGUCAGCAUCAUGUGCAUUAGCUUAUUUUUAUAUGGUUUCAUCAUGGGGUGGUUAUGUCUUUUUAAUUAAUUUAAUGCCAUUACAUGUUCUAGCAUUGAUGGUUACGGGACAUUUUUCGCAUAGAGUUUAUGUGGCAUAUUCAACUGUGUAUAUUUUGGGAACAAUUUUAUCAAUGCAAAUACCAUUUGUUGGUUUUCAACCGGUACAAUCUAGUGAACAUAUGCUUGCAUUUGGUACAUUUGGUUUAUGUCAAAUAUAUUCAUUUGUUGAAUAUGUGAAAUCAAAAUUGACAGAAGCACAAUUUAAUGCAUUGUUUUCAUUUGCACUUAUGACAGUUGGUUUUGGUCUUGGGAUUGCUGGAUUAGUUUUAUGGGCUAGUGGAAAAAUUGCACCAUGGACUGGCCGAUUUUAUGCUUUAUUAGAUCCAUCAUAUGCAAAAAAUCAUAUUCCAAUAAUAGCUAGUGUUAGUGAACAUCAACCGACAGCUUGGUCAAGUUUCUUUUUUGAUUUUGAAUUACUUGUUUUUAUGUUUCCAGUUGGUAUUUAUUAUUGUUUUAAAGAAUUAACUGAUGCAAAUAUCUUUAUUAUUAUGUACGGUAUGACAGCAAUCUAUUUUGCCGGUGUUAUGGUUCGUUUAAUGUUAGUUCUUGCACCAGUUAUGUGUAUUCUAUCUGGUAUUGGUAUAUCAAGUAUUUUAACAACUUAUAUGCGUAAUUUGGAUGUAAAUCAAUUAAAAAAAACAACUAGUAGUACUGCAUCAAGUCAAAGUUCAUCACGAUCACGUCGUGGUGAUGAUUCAUCAACAUAUCCACGAAAAAAUGAAAUUGCAUUUGGUGUUGUUUGUUUAAUGUCAUUUUUCUUAAUUACAUAUGUUUUUCAUUGUACAUGGGUUACAAGUGAAGCUUAUUCAUCACCAUCGAUUGUUUUAUCAGCUCGUACUGGUACUGGAUCAAAAUAUAUAUUUGAUGAUUUUCGUGAAGCAUAUUGGUGGUUAAGAUAUAAUACAGAUGAGGAUGCAAAAGUUAUGUCAUGGUGGGAUUACGGAUAUCAAAUAACAGCAAUGGCUAAUAGAACAAUUUUAGUGGAUAAUAAUACAUGGAAUAAUACACAUAUUAGUAGAGUUGGACAGGCCAUGUCAUCAACAGAAGAUAAAGCUUAUGAAAUAAUGCGUGAACUUGAUGUUGAUUAUGUAUUAGUUAUAUUUGGUGGUUUAAUUGGUUAUUCAUCAGAUGAUAUAAAUAAAUUUUUAUGGAUGGUUCGUAUUGGUGGUUCAACAGAAAAAGGUGCUCAUAUUAAAGAAAAGGAUUAUUUUACACCACAAGGUGAAUUUCGCGUUGAUAAAGAUGGUUCACCAAUAUUACUUAAUUGUUUAAUGUAUAAAUUAUCUUAUUAUCGAUUUGGUGAAACAUAUACUGAACAAGAUAAACCACCUGGUUAUGAUCGUACACGAUCAGUUGAAAUUGGUAAUAAAAAUUUUGAAUUAGAAAAAUUAGAAGAAGCUUAUACAACUGAACAUUGGCUUGUUCGUAUUUAUAAAGUGAAAAAAGAAGAAAAUCGUGGUCAAUCAUAA